UGAAGGUUGAUGCCACGAGCUAGUGGCAAGCAGCAGGUGGCGGCUGUAAACAAACAUAAGCUAAGCUAACAAGAAGCAGUCAAGAAGAGUUAAAAGUGCUUCUGGGAGCAACAAAUGGCGAUGGUGCUUGGUAAGACGCGAGCCAGUUGUGUUCUGGUUCUGCUGAGUCUGUGGCUGUGCAUCCAGUCACUGCCCAUUGUGGUGGACCAAAGCAAAGAGAACAUAACCAGCAAAGAGGGCGAACUGGAUCCCCCACAAAGUGUAAACACUGGGCUACACUAUGACCGCUACCUCAGGGAGGUCAUCGAAUACCUGGAGAAAGACCCCUACUUUCGGGAGAAGUUAACCAACACCAACGUCGAAGACAUCAAGGAAGGUAAACUCGCCAAAGAACUGAACUUUGUCCACAACAAUCUACGCACCAAGCUGGAUGAGCUGAAGAGGGAGGAAAUGGGCAGGCUGCGGAUGCUCAUCAAGGCCAAGCACGACUUGGAGGCGGGGGAUGGCUGGAAAGUGGACCACAAAGCCUUGCUGAAACAAUUUGAACAUCUCAACCAUGACAAUCCGCAUUCAUUUGAGCCGGACGACCUGGACCGCCUCAUCAAAGCGGCUACGAGCGACCUUCAAAAUUUUGAUAAGGAACGCCACAAUGACUUCAAGCAGUACGAGAUGAUGAAGGAGCACGAGAGGCGGGAGAAGUUGAAAGCCAUGUCGGAGGAGGAGCGCAAAAAGGAGGAGGAGCGCUACCAGGAGAUGAAGAAGCAGCGCGCCCACCACGCCAAAGUUAACCACCCGGGAAGCGAAGACCAGCUGAAGGAGGUGUGGAAGGAGUCAGACGGCCUUGACCCGAUCGACUUUAAUCCGAAGACUUUCUUCAAACUGCAUGACACCAACGGGGAUGGCUUCUUGGACGAGAACGAACUCGAGGCCAUCUUCUCGCUCGAGCUUGCCAAGAUGUACAAGUCCACCGAUAAUGAAUACGACAUGAUGCGGAUGCAAGAGGAUCGGCUGCGCAUGAGAGAGCAUGUCAUGGUUGAGGUGGACACCGACAAAGACAGACUGGUGUCGCUCGCCGAGUUUAUCGAGAGCACAAAGACGAUGGAGUUCAAACAAAAGGAGGAGUGGGAGACAAUGGAGGACCGAAACGCACCUUUUACCGAAGAGGAGCUGGCGGCAUUUGAGCAGCAGCUGUCCCAAGAAGGCAAGAUGAUCAUGCAACAGGCGGAGGAGCUGCAGAAGGAACACGAGGAGCUCCAAAAGAAGCAAGAGGCGCUCAACGCGCAUAAGCUCAACAUUCAGCAGGCCAUGGAUGAUCUGGAGAAGAAAAAAAGCCAAUCCAAGUCUUGACGUCAAGGAGUCUGGAGGCGUGGGAGCUGCAGGUGAACAGGCGCUAAACGGGCAACCGUCGCAAACAGCCCCUGUGCUCUGACAUGAUUGACGGGUGUGUUUGUGUGCGCGCGUCAUUUCAACCUUCUGUAUGUUUGUUUGUUUGAAGUACCAUUAAAUAAAAGUAAGGUUGCAAAGGCUUGGGAAUUUAACGUGGGGAAAUAUCUUUAAUUUCCCUAUUAGGGGCCAAUCUUUAAUUUUAUCAAUUCCUGCUUUCCAACUUUGAAGAAUUCCUGAAAUGUUUCAUAUUAUUUAUGCAUUUAUUGAAUUAAAUUUAUAUCUACUGUUGUAAGAACCACAUCUUCAUAAAUGUUUACUUUUCAUGUCAUUUUAUUUAUUGAAAUCAUUUGAUAUUUGGAAUCAUUCCUUUGGUGUUUGUGAUAUACCAUUAAUGCAUCUCCCAGCAGAUCGCACUUCCUGAGUUCCAACAUUUGAUCAUCAUUUUGGUCCGAGUGACAAUAUAGCGAAUGAAGUGGCAAGUUUACAGUCUUUUUCUUAUCCAUGUACCGUAUUUUCCGGACUACAAGGCGCACCUAAAAACCUAAAAUUUUCUCAAAAGCCGACAGUGCGCCUUAUAGUCCGGUGCGCCUUAUAUAUUGACCAAAUUCCUAAAUUGAAACUGGCCCGAAGGAUUGUGUCAUGAAAUCAAUCAUAAGUGGCCCGCUGAAGACUAUGAAUCAUGAAUCAAAAAGACUAUGGAUCAUUAUUUUGUGAUUAUGAAAUAAUUUGUCUGAAGUUGAAAUAAGAAAGAUAAAAUGGAGAAUGAUUUGAUUUGGAUUAAAAAUCUGACAUGAUGCAUUAAUAGUGCGCCUUAUAGUCCGGUGCGCCUUAUAUAAGGACAAAGUUUUAAAAUGGGCCAUUCAUUGAAGGUGCGCCUCAUAGUCCGGUGCGCCUUAUAGUCCGGAAAAUACGGUAGUACUUUUAAAUUUCUAUGUAAAGAACUGAUCAAUCAACUAACUAUAAUUCGAAAUAAUAAUUUGCAAAUUAAAUUGCUGCGGCUCAAAAUGUGCAGUCUU
Messenger RNA from Syngnathus typhle (broad-nosed pipefish), 2402 nucleotides. Its product is annotated as nucleobindin-2-like. NCBI's taxonomy places the organism in Eukaryota, Metazoa, Chordata, Actinopteri, Syngnathiformes, Syngnathidae. Gene Ontology annotation, cellular component: endoplasmic reticulum-Golgi intermediate compartment; extracellular exosome. The coding region runs from base 115 to 1347 and encodes 410 amino acids. The transcript has 13 exons. The record is from RefSeq and is a predicted model, not a curated record. Gene Ontology annotation, molecular function: calcium ion binding.